This is a messenger RNA of Ailuropoda melanoleuca (giant panda), 2872 nucleotides long. Its product is annotated as transmembrane protease serine 11E. The record is from RefSeq and is a predicted model, not a curated record. Gene Ontology annotation, cellular component: plasma membrane; extracellular region. Gene Ontology annotation, molecular function: serine-type endopeptidase activity. NCBI's taxonomy places the organism in Eukaryota, Metazoa, Chordata, Mammalia, Carnivora, Ursidae. The coding region runs from base 58 to 1326 and encodes 422 amino acids. Gene Ontology annotation, biological process: proteolysis. The transcript has 10 exons.
UGCACACAGUUGACUGCAGACCUUGGUCUCCACAGGACUCUUCCCUGCUGGUCAGCAAUGUAUCGGCCAGCUGUGGUGAAGAACAGGAAGAGAGCUUGUUUGGAGCCCUGGGUUAUUGGCCUCAUCACCUUUAUCUCCCUGAUUGUCCUGGCAGUGUGCAUUGGACUUACCGUUCAUUACGUGAGAUACAAUCAAAGGGAGACCUACAGUUACUAUAGCACAUUGUCAUUUACAAGUAACAAACUGUAUGGCGACUUUGGAAGAGAGGGUUCUAAAAAUUUCACAGAAAUGAGCCAGAAAAUUGAAUCAAUGGUGAAAGAUGCAUUUCAUAAAUCUCCAUUGAGAGAAGAAUUUGUCAAGUCUCACAUUAUCAGAUUCAGUCAAGAGGAACAUGGAGUGUUGGCUCAUAUGCUGCUGAUUUUUAGAGUUCGCUCUACUGAGGAUCCUGAAGCCAUUGAUAAAAUUAUUCAACAUGUUCUACCUGAAAAGCUGCAAGAUGCUGUAGGACCCCCCAAAUUAGAUCCUGAAUCAGUUGAAAUUAAAAAAAUCAACAAGACAGAAACAGACAAUUUUCUGAACAAUUGCUGUGGGACACGAAGGAGUAAAACUCCAAGUCAGAGUCUCAGGAUUGUCGGUGGGACAGAGGUAGAAGAGGGAGAAUGGCCGUGGCAAGCUAGUCUGCAAUGGGAUGGAAGCCAUCGCUGUGGAGCAACUUUAAUUAAUAGCACAUGGCUUGUGAGUGCUGCUCACUGCUUUAGAACGUAUAAGGACCCAGACAGAUGGACUGUUUCCUUUGGAGUAACAAUAAAGCCUCCGAAGAUAAAACAAGGCCUUAGAAGGAUAUUUGUCCAUGAAAAAUAUAAGUAUCCAUCACAUGACUAUGAUAUUUCAGUUGCAGAGCUUUCUAGCCCUGUUCCCUACACAAAUGCAGUACAUAGGAUUUGUCUCCCUGAUGCAUCCCAUGAGUUCCACCCAGGCAAUGAGAUGUUUGUGACAGGAUUUGGAGCACUGCAAAAUGAUGGUAGUAGUCAAAAUCAUCUUUGGCAAGUACAGGUGGAUCUCAUAGACACUCAAACCUGUAACGAACCCCAGUCUUACAAUGGUGCCAUAACUCCCAGAAUGUUAUGUGCUGGCUUCUUGAAAGGAAAAAAAGAUGCAUGCCAGGGUGACUCUGGAGGACCACUGGUUAGUCCAGAUGCUAGAGAUAUCUGGUAUCUUGCUGGAAUAGUGAGCUGGGGAGAUGAAUGUGCACAACCCAAUAAGCCUGGGGUCUACACGAGAGUGACUGCUUUCCGGGACUGGAUCCGUUCCAAAACUGGCAUCUAAGAGAGAAAACCUAGUAAAAUAGAACACAUUUUUGUGUAUGGGCCAUUCUCAGAGAUACAGAAUCACAGGAGUCUUGCAGGUCACCCGGACCUGACCCAUCUAACUAAACUGCUCGAUACAUGUAUUUCCUUCCUAGCUCUCCUCCACUCUGAGCAUCCUGCUUCUGCAGAGAGAUUCUGUCCCAAUUUACAGUCAUUUGUUUUCUAGAAGUUUUGUCAUCAAAAUUUUGACUUGUUGACAUAAAUUUCUUAUGCAUAUAUACAAUCUGAAGUGAUUCCUUCUUUCAUUUCCCCAGCUUCUCUCAUCUCAGUAAAUCUCCCCUUUCAAGGGGCAGGACAGAGUAAAAGGAAAUGUAAAAAGGAAAGAACGACAUUUUUAUGUACAGAAAGCAUUAGGAGUUUUUUUUUUCCCUUAAUGGAAUGAGGAAAAUUAUCACAUUCAUUAUGAGAGGUCAAGCAAACUGACCGCAAAACACCAAAUACUUAAUGACGGAGAAAGACUGGGAAUUAAGGAAAUGCACAGAAACCAAGAUAUAAUUUUAUUUUCAUUUCUAGCUAACAACUACAGAGAUAUAUGUGGGGACGAUUCUGUUUUUCUGUGGCCUAUAAUGAUUAUACAAACUCUAUAUAAUGUACUUGUUCUAAGUUAAAGCAAAUAAUAUUUAUUUAAUAUUGUACUGUUGAGGAUAUCAAUAUAUAAUAAUAAAAAUAUCAUCCCUUUACUUGAUAUUAUGAUAGUUCAUGAAGAAGGGGAAGUUGGGAAAAUAAUACUACUCAAUGUAUUGCAAAUUCUUUUAAAAUCUGAGGCUAUGAAAAUUCACUUGAGAAUAAUAGUAUACCUUAUGUGUUAAGAUUUUUUUGUUAUUGUUGAAUAGAAGAGAAUGAAGAGGGAAUCAGUCCAAACUAUUGAAUGAAAUAGGAUUAUCACCAAGUGCUUCUGUAUUUGUGUUUAAAGCUCUUUCAAAAACAAAGCCUUGAAGGGAAUAAGGUCCAGGUGUUAGCGUGCAGUUGCAGUCAUGCAAAUGGAGGCCAGAGCUCCAUUUUGAUAUGAUGGCACAUCUUUGCCUGCUGCUGCAUUUCUGGCCCAUGCUUGGACCACUGGCCUCUUAGACUUCUCUGGGCUUAGAUGGGAAGAUAUCAUAGGAAUUUAUCCUGGAAGCUGCCUCUCUGUUAUGUCUACUAUAGCACUGAAUUGCUAACUGCUUGCAGAGAAAACUGAAGAGUAAAAGCCAAAUAUCAACCACUUUCAUUUUUUAGUUUUGGUAAAUAACUGCUGAGCAGUUAGAGACACAGCAUGUGAAUGAUCCAGGCCAUUAUAAAGUUAGUUACAACUCUUGCCAUUGUAUAUGCUAUGUUAACAUGGUGAGAUUUUCCAUUACCCUUGCCUCCUUGUAUACAGCCACUCAUCCAAGUUCUGUAUUGGACUAUAACAACUUUGAAAACCAACAUCAGUAGGAAAAAUUUGACUUUUACUGACCCAAAUAAUAUUGGCAUAUGAACUGGUAAGAUUUAAGUGCUUGGCUAAAAUAAAAUGGAAAGACAUGAGU